Molecule: messenger RNA, 3288 nt
Organism: Colossoma macropomum (tambaqui)
Lineage: Eukaryota; Metazoa; Chordata; Actinopteri; Characiformes; Serrasalmidae
Product: class I histocompatibility antigen, F10 alpha chain-like
Exons: 7
Coding region: 91-1140 (349 amino acids)
Biological process (GO): immune response
Cellular component (GO): external side of plasma membrane
Source: RefSeq, a predicted model, not a curated record
AGAAGAAGUGAAUGUAAGAUUUCUCAUGUCAUUUUGUGUAUGUAAUAUUUCUGUAUAGAUGUUUCUAUACAGGAAUAUUACAUAUACAAAAUGACAAACGUCAUUGUAAUGCAUUACAAACAUGAUGUGAAGAAAUGGCUCCUUUUGCUGCUGCUCAGCGUCCAAGCAGCAGCGUCCCACUCCCUCCAAUACAUCAUCACUGCAACCACAUCAAGAAUACAUUUCCCAGAAUACACUGCGGUUGGUCUGGUGGAUGGGGAGCAGUUUGUGUACUAUGACAGCAACAUCAGUAAGAUGAUUCCAAAGACAGAGUGGAUGAAGAAGAAUGUGGGUGAAGAUUACUGGACCACAGAGACACAGAAGCAGGAACGAGCUCAAGAGAUCUUCAAGGCUAAUCUGGUUAUUCUAAUGAAGCGUUUUAAUCAGACAGACGGUGUUCACACGUUACAGAGGAGGUCUGGCUGUGAGACGGGUGAAAAUGACACUGUUACAGGAUACUUUCAGUUUAGUUAUGAUGGAGAAGACUUCCUCAUUCUGGAUAUGAGCACCUUAACCUGGACUGCAGCUCAUCAGAAAGCUGUUAGUACCAAACAGAAGUGGGAGACUGCUGGAGAUCCAAAUUACAGGAAGCACUAUCUGGACACCGACUGUGUCGACUAUUUAAGGAAGUAUGUGGAAUACGGCAGAUCCACUCUGGAGAGGAAAGUCUCUCCUGAGGCGUCUAUGUUCCAGAAGGACUCUUCUUCUCCAGUGGUGUGUCAUGCUACAGGUUUCUUCCCCAAAGCAGUGAUGAUCUCCUGGCAGAAGAAUGGAGAGGAUCUGCAUGAGGACGUGGAGCUCAGAGAGACGCUACCCAACCAGGAUGGAACCUUCCAGAAGAGAAGCGUUCUGACUGUCUCACCUGAGGAGCUGAACAAACACAACUACACCUGCAUCAUUCAGCACAGCAGCCUGGAGAAGGAGAUGGUACUAACAGUGUCUGAUUACAGAGUCCUGCCAGAUGGAGGAUCAGUUAUCAUAAUUAUUAUCACAGUGGUGGCUGCUCUUCUCAUUGUCAUCAUUGUCUGUUUUGGGUUUCUCAUUUGGAAGAAGAAGAAGCAGAAUAAGCCUGGCGUCAGAGCUGUUUCAGGAAAAGAUUAAGCCCCUUCUGAGGGAGCCUCAUCAUCCAUCAGAUCCUGACGACCAAAGGUCAACAUGUUGAUUACAGAGAGUCUUUCUUACAGCAUACAAAGCUGUUUCACUGCUGCAUAUCAAGUCCUUUCAAUGUAUGUGGCAACUCAGUCGAGUGUCUUCAUGGUCACAGUAUUAUUUUUUUUAUUGUACAUUCAUCAAAUCUGUAUUUUUUUGUGACUUUUUUGUGGAAAACUUUUGUGGAGAGUUUGUAUGGUGAUGGUUUCUUGAGAAAGGACGCGAUCUAUGAAGGCGUGUCCUUCGAAGGCUAGUCGGCUCUAUGGUGGAUUUCCUGUUUGCGUCACAGCACCGCUGUUCCUGCCCUUACGGCUGUGUCACGAAACGCUGUUCCUGUCACGUUCCUUUAAUACCCUUUAAAGACGGGGCCAGAACACAGCUGUUGUUUUUUAGGUAAUAGAUUCAUGGAUAGUGUGCUGAGUCUUCACUAGAGGAGUUUUAGCAACUUGGCUGCUCAGGAGGAAUUAAAAAAACUCCAAAGUGUCUGUCCAUCAUGAAGUUUUUGAGUAACAAAAAAAACUAUGGAAUCUACUGGGUUUAGUUGGCAUUCAGACAAUCUGUAGUUUAAUCAGAUGUAGGCACACAUCUAAAAUGGCUUAAAUUAUCCAAUUCUUCAAGUAGGAGUGGCGAUAUGAACUCAAAUUCAUAUCAUAGUACUUUAUUUUAUUCAGACUAUAACAGUAUGAUAUUACAAUAUAGAAAAAAGUGAAAACAUAAUAGCAACAGUAAUAAUAACAGUAACAAAAUAUUGCAAAAAUAAUAACUAUUAUUAUUGUUACAGCUAGUACUAUUGUUGGUAUGAUGCCAUUAUUAUUAUUAUUAUUAUUAUUAUUAUUAUUAUUAUACUGGCAACUAAAAGUAUUCUUCAUUGUGUAAAUACUUGCUUCUUCAGAAUGGAAGCAGGUUUUAGUCUCUCCUGCAGCCUCUCCUCAUGUUUGUUUUUACCUCUUCACUCAUUCUCAAUCCCAUUUUGCACCUUGAAUUUGGAGUCUAGAAUAAUAUUUUACAGCUUGCUGCAUCUAACAAAGCUCACUAUUCCAGGCUUCAGCAGCACAAAUGCGGCAUGUGUGAGGUAGUUGUAAACCAAGCAGGAAAAUGCCAUAUCUGUGUGAACGGUCAUCAGGCGAGGGCUGUAGCAGAAACAGCGCAUAACAAUACAACAUUUUUAUUAAAAUAGUAGUGUAGUCCAAACCUAGACGUCCCACACCACUGUAUAAUUUCUACCUGCACUACUCUUUAGUCUUAACUAGUCUGGCACAAAUUCUAUCCUAACGUCUUUACAGGCUUUAGCCACAUUGACUGCUCCUCACAACUACAACACUGUUGUACAGCGCUCAGUGAUAUGUUUGGUGAGUGUUUGUCGUGUUCUGAUCAUAAAGGAUAGUUUAAAACCACAAGUAACCACCCAGGAGCAAAAAUCAGCCUUCAAACUUGAAAGGAGUAAUGAUUCGACACUGUGAGUUUGACUGAUAUGAACAUUUUUAUCAGGAUAACAUUUCUGGCCAUAUUGCCCAGCUGUAGCUGGAGCCUAUCCCAGCGGUCAUGAGGCAGAAGAUAGGAAACACCCUGGACAGGCCGCCAGUCCAUCAAAGGCCAGACAGACAGACAUAUGCACUCACACACACACUAACACUUAGCGGCAAUAUAGCGUGUCCAAUUGGCCUGACUGCAUGUCUUCGGACUGUGAGGGGAAACCGGAGCACACAAAAUGUGGCCUGAACAAAAGUGACACAUUAUAUAUUAUAUAUUUUUUUCAAAUGUGUCAAAUUCCGCAAAUAAAUGUAGCUGUGCAUUAAAAUGGGUAGAAGUGUGUUCUCUGUAGAGGACAUGUUCAUUUGUUUUCACUUAGAAAUAACAAUGCAAUUAGACCAUGUUCAGAUUUUACACACAGUUGUAUACAUGUUAAAAAUGGAGAUAUAAUACUGUAUAUUUUUAUAUAGGCUUUGUUGAAAACAAAACGCUAAAUAAAAUUAGCAUUAUAUAUGUGCAAUAUUCUAUUGUAAAAUAUUUUAUAUGUAAUGAGUCUUUAUUUGUACAGUUUGUGUUGGAAAUGCUGUAUGUUUGUGAUUAAAAGUUGUAUUUUAACUUUUAGACUUUAAA